Messenger RNA from Dioscorea cayenensis subsp. rotundata (Guinea yam), 2796 nucleotides. Its product is annotated as G-type lectin S-receptor-like serine/threonine-protein kinase At2g19130. Gene Ontology annotation, molecular function: protein serine/threonine kinase activity; ATP binding. Gene Ontology annotation, biological process: protein phosphorylation; recognition of pollen. Lineage: Eukaryota; Viridiplantae; Streptophyta; Magnoliopsida; Dioscoreales; Dioscoreaceae. The transcript has a single exon. The record is from RefSeq and is a predicted model, not a curated record. The coding region runs from base 186 to 2636 and encodes 816 amino acids.
UAUUUCCUAAUGUUAGUGGAAUGUGUGUGAUUGGUUAGAAUUCCCUUUGACUCCUUUCUCUGCUUGAUCUGGUUGACUGAGUGUCUUUGGGUUAGCGGAGACACCCAUUGCAUUUCAUCGAACACCCUCUCUUCGUCUUCAUUCUGUGUGUCCAGAUCCAACAAAGAUAAGCAGCAUAUGAAGAAAUGAAGCGCUUGGUGCUUUGCAAUAUCAUUAUCGCCUUCAUUCUCUUCAUCUCCCUUAAGACAACUGCAGCUGCCGGUGACAGCACCAUCGCUUUAGGCCAGGCCAUCUCUGGGAACCAGACGCUGGUUUCAAAGGGAGGCCACUUUGAGCUUGGCUUCUUCCAUCCAGGUAACUCCAGUAACUACUACAUAGGCAUCUGGUUCAAAAACAUCCCAACACAUGACGUUGUUUGGGUGGCCAACCGGCAAAACCCAAUCUCAAAUCCUUCUAUUUCACUUCUGAAACUUUCCAAUAAUGGUAACUUAGUCCUGCUCAACCAAUCCGGAUCCCCAGUUUGGUCAUCCAAUAUUUCCACUGUAUCCACCUCAAACUCCACCUUUGCAGAGCUCCUAGACAAUGGUAAUCUUGUCAUAAGGAACAGCUCCAAUCCCUCCACCCCAAUCUGGCAAACUUUUGAGCACCCGAGUCACGCAUGGAUGCCUGGAGCCCCACUUGGAGUGAACAAACAAACUGGGGAGUUCCAGACUAUCACUUCAUGGAAGAGCUCAGAGGAUCCAUCUCCUGGCCUGUUUAGUUUAAGCCUUGCUCUUGAUAGGUCCAGUCAGCUUGUUGAGUUAUAUAAUAGCUCUCUGAUUUAUGUUUCCACUGGGGUAUGGAAUGGUCAGUUCUUCAGCUCACUUCCUGAUGUGUUCAUAGAGAAGUUUAUAUAUAACUUCUCCUUUGUUGAAAAUGAGGAGCAAAAAUAUGCAGCGUUUACCCUCGUCGAUCCUUCAAUGAUAACUCACACAGUCAUGGAUCCUUCAGGGCAAGUGAAGCAGUUCUCAUAUCUCAGUGACAAAAAGCAAUGGAUGCUAAUCACUAGUCAGCCAUCUGCUUUGUGUGAUGUUUACUCUGCCUGUGGGGCUUUCGGUGUAUGUGACCGGAAAAGCUCUCCUGGCCGUUGCAGUUGUUUUGCUGGAUUUGAACCGGUGCUGAAGAUGGACUGGGAUUUGGGAGCUUGGUCUUCUGGAUGUUCCAGAAAAACCAGUUUCCAAUGCAAUGAUAAGAGCAACAAAAGCACUGGAGAUGGUUUUUUUGAGAUGAAGAUGGUGAAAAUGCCUUCCAAUCCACUAAAGUUGACUGCUGUUCAAAGUGCCGAGGAAUGUGAAAAAGCUUGCGGAAGACACUGUGCCUGCACUGCUUAUGCUUUUAAUGGCAAAUGCUCCAUUUGGAAUGGGCACCUUGAAAAUGUGGAACAACUCCAUGAUAGCGAUGGUGGUGAUGAUGAUGAUGAUGAUGAUGAUGAGUUCAAAGCAGGCUCUCUAUUCCUCCGGCUUGCUACUUCUGAUAUUCCACCAAGUACCAAUAAUGUCUCACCACCCAUUUUAAAGAGUUCAAAUGGCCAUGCAGCAACUGCAGUAAUUUCCAGUGUUGUUGCUGCUGUGCUAGUGAUUUCAUUUGCAAUAGUAGUGGGGUUUUUAUGGUUCCGUAGACGAAGAAGUGCUAGUAGGAUGGCAAAGCAAGUUCUUGGCUCUUUGAGCUCAUUCACAUACUCUGAUCUCCAACGAAUGACCAAAAACUUCUCAGAUAUACUAGGCAAAGGAGGGUUUGGCUCUGUUUUCAAAGGCGCACUUCCUGAUUCUACCAUCAUAGCAGUGAAGAAACUUGAAGGUUCGAGACAAGGAGAGAAGCAGUUCAGGACAGAGGUCAGCACACUGGGCUCAAUCCACCAUGUCAACCUGGUUCGCCUCAGAGGCUUCUGCUGUGAAGCCAACAACAGACUUCUUGUCUAUGACUACAUGCCUGGAGGUUCACUGGAUUCACAUCUCUCCAGAAGUACAAACGUUUUGGGCUGGAAAACCAGAUACCAAAUAAUCCUUGGGGUGGCCAGAGGUUUAGAUUAUCUUCAUGAGAAAUGCAGGGAGUGUAUCAUACAUUGUGAUAUCAAACCAGAGAACAUUCUUCUGGACAACGAGUUGAGACCCAUGGUUGCUGAUUUUGGCAUGGCCAAGCUCAUUGGCCAUGAUUUCAGUAGGGUCUUGACUACAGUGAGAGGCACCCUUGGCUACAUGGCACCUGAAUGGAUUUCAGGACUUCCUAUUACUGUGAAGGUGGAUGUUUACAGCUUUGGCAUGAUGCUUUUUGAGCUGAUUUCUGGUGAGAGGAACAAUAGUCCAGGGGAUGGAAGGGGUUAUUUUCCUUUCAGAGUUGCAAGUCAACUUGCUGAUGGUAAUGUAAUUGAUUUGUUGGACAAGAGGCUGCAGGGUGAAGUUGAUGAAGAGGAAUUGAAGAGGAUUUGUGGUGUUGCAUGUUGGUGCAUUCAAGACUCAGAUGCUGACCGACCAACAAUGGGUCAAGUAGUGCAAAUCUUAGAGGGAGUUUUGCUCGUUAACAUGCCUCCAUUUCCAAGGUUUCUUCAGCAUUUGAUGGAUGGUCAUGAUUCUAUGUAUGUAAAUAUGUCAUCUAUCUGACUGAGGAUCAGGAUAUUGACUUAUAGAGUUUGUAAACAAGGCUAACAAAAUGGUUUAGUCCUUGUAUUCGUUGUAUUUGUUGCGUGAUUGUGUGUUUUAUUAUUAUUACAGUUUUUUUUUUAAUAAGGUGGAUAAAUCACAAUUAUUACUGUUUAUUUAA